AAAUCCCGUCUAGUUUAAAAUGCGUCGAGAAGGAGCGAAUGCAUGAACUGCCCCCGCAUCCUAUCUUCAGACACCCAUUCAUACAUCUCUACAUUCAAAUGCCCACCGAAACGAAGAAGCUCAUAUUGGUGACCGGGAUCUCCGGUUUCGUUGGUGGACACAUAGUGCACCAGCUGGUCCAGCACGGUUAUCGCGUGCGAGGAACCGUGCGAACGCCGAAGUUCGAGUCGUACCGGAAGAACCUUGCCUUCUACGGCGACGACGUUGAGGUUAUCGCCGUCGACGACCUCGUCCGAUACGACUGGACGGACGCCCUCAAAGGCGUUGAUGGCGUUAUACACAACGCGGCGCCCCUUCCGGGUGCGAUGGCGCCUGAGGCUGCACUCGAGUUCACGGUCAGCAGCACGACGAACAUCCUGCACGCUGCGGAGAAAGCGGGAAUCAAGAAGUUCGUGAUCACGAGCAGUAUCAUCACUGUGGUCAACCCAUUCGGUUACGAAGGCGAUUACAAACUGAACGCCAACACCGACUGGAACCCGAUCACCAAGGAGCAGACGCUGGACCCUCAAACGGUCCCGUUGCUCGUGUAUCAGGGGUACAAGAAGCUGGCAGAACAGGCCAUUUGGGACUUCGAGGAGAAGCAUCCCCACGUUAACAUCACCGCCAUCCUCCCAGGUUACAUCUACGGUCCUUUCGCUCCGGAAGUCAAAGUCGGCCCGACCGAGCUCGGCACGAACAAGGUGCUGUACGACUCCUUGAAGCCUGAUGGCCUCUUCGGGUACGAGAUGUACGUCGACGUUCGCGAUACCGCCCGCGCGCUCGUACUCGGUCUCGAAGCCCCGGCAUCGAUCAAGCGCAAGCGCGUGCUCGUGCUCGCCGAGCCCGAGCUCGACUGGAAGCAGGUCGUGCCCUACCUGAUCGAGCAGCGCCCGGAGCUGAAGGAUCGUCUCCCCGACCCUGCAAAGGCGAACCCGACCGCGCCCUUCCGGGUCACGGACAACAACCUGCAGGAUUACCUGCACUUUGGCGAGUAUCUCCCGUGGCAGAAGACGAUCCUCGAUACCGUGGAUAACCUGUUGGCGCUCGAGAAAGAGUGGGCCGCUGCUAAGCAGUGAUCCGCUUACACAUGCAUGCACGCACGGACGACGUGGUUCUCUCGAUUAAACCAUCUCUUCUACUGCGCAUCCACCCCUAAUGCAACGCGUGUUGCAUUAGGGUUAUAUCUCCCUCAAAUCAGCUCAAAAUUGCCCGAAACUUUGGUAGUAGGUAGCUAGGAUGCUAUAAAUAUGCCAUCCAG
Molecule: messenger RNA, 1297 nt
Organism: Punctularia strigosozonata HHB-11173 SS5
Lineage: Eukaryota; Fungi; Basidiomycota; Agaricomycetes; Corticiales; Punctulariaceae
Product: NAD(P)-binding protein
Exons: 7
Coding region: 99-1115 (338 amino acids)
Molecular function (GO): oxidoreductase activity, acting on the CH-OH group of donors, NAD or NADP as acceptor
Source: RefSeq, a predicted model, not a curated record